Molecule: messenger RNA, 1216 nt
Organism: Salvia miltiorrhiza (redroot sage)
Lineage: Eukaryota; Viridiplantae; Streptophyta; Magnoliopsida; Lamiales; Lamiaceae
Product: chaperone protein dnaJ 6-like
Exons: 8
Coding region: 216-1076 (286 amino acids)
Source: RefSeq, a predicted model, not a curated record
UGAUUGUUUUCUGAGAUAUUCGAAAUUUGUAAUGUUCCCCAGCCCGGCCACCAAAUCCUUCACGCAAAAAUUAGGCGCGCUGUGGCGGGAAAGAAUCGCCCCCAAAUUGCAUCCCCUAUAAAUACCUCACACUCCUCUUUUCAAAAAUUUCCCUCAUUUCAUUUCUGCACGCAGCGACACGAAAUACCUACAUUUCAGAAUUUAGGUUACUCGAAAUGGGCAAGAGGAGAAACGCUAGGGUUUCUGAGGAGCAUAUAGAGGAAGAAGACGAAGAGAUGAGCGAAGAACAGGAAUUCCACAGUGCAUCGUCUUCGUCCAACGAGAAGAGCUUGUAUGAGAUUCUUGGUGUGGACAAAGCUGCAUCACAGCAAGAGAUAAAGAAAGCUUAUUACAAGUUGGCUCUGCGGCUUCAUCCUGAUAAGAACCCUGGUGAUGAGGAGGCCAAGGAAAAAUUUCAGCAGCUGCAAAAGGUCAUAUCUAUUCUUGGUGAUGAGGAGAAACGAGCAGUGUAUGACCAGACUGGUUGUGUUGAUGAUGCUGAUCUAGCAGGUGAUGUCAUUCAGAACUUGCAGACAUUUUUCCGAGCCAUGUACAAAAAGGUCACAGAGUCUGAUAUUGAAGAGUUUGAAGCAAACUACAGGGGUUCUGACACGGAGAAAAAGGAUUUGCUCGAUCUUUACAAAAAAGUGAAAGGCAACAUGGACAAGCUUUUCUGCUGCAUGAUUUGCUCAGAUACAAUGCUUGAUUCCCAUCGCUUCAAGGACAUCAUUGAUGAGGCUAUCUCUGCAGGAGACUUGAAGUCAACCAAAGCGUAUGAGAAAUGGGCCAAGAAAGUAUCUAAAACAAAACCUCCUACAAGUCCAUUAAGACAGAGAAAGAAAUCAAAGAAAGGCUCAGAAGAUCUGUAUGCAAUAAUAGCUCAACGACAAAAUGAGAGGCGCGGCAAGGUUGAUUCAAUGUUCUCAUCCCUUGUUCAAAGAUACGGUGGAGGCGCACCAGUUCCGGAGCCAAGUGAAGAAGAAUUUGAAGCUGCUCGGAAAAAACUCGAAAGCCGCAGAAAUUCCAAAAGAAAAUAACUAUAAACCAGGUUUUCCUGUUGCUUCCCAUCUUUUAUGGUGCACUCGAAGUUCUAGUUUCUCUUUUUGAAGCACUUGUAUUUAUGAAUAUGACUGCAUAAGGCAACUAUUUUAUAUAUGAAUUACUUAUAUUAGCUAUA